Phyllotreta striolata is the source of this 1506-nucleotide messenger RNA. NCBI's taxonomy places the organism in Eukaryota, Metazoa, Arthropoda, Insecta, Coleoptera, Chrysomelidae. The record is from the annotation of a GenBank genome assembly.
AUGGAGCCUUCACAAGUAGCCCAUUGGUACCGAAACCAGCACGUCUUCGUCACCGGAGCCACCGGUUUCAUGGGCAAAAUCCUCGUCGAGAAGAUCCUCAGGUCCUGCCCCGAAGUCGCCGCCGUCUACAUACUCAUCCGCACCAAAAAAGGCAAAGACUCCGCCCAAAGAUUGGAAGACUUCCUAGACUGCCCCAUAUUCGAGCAACUGAAGACCACCAGCCGGGGGUCCAUCGAGAAGCUGCGCUGCGUCGAAGGGGACAUCACGCAGCCGAACUGCGGCCUGUCCGAGGUAAACCUGGCCCAGCUGGAGAAGAGGAUCACCAGCGUCUUCCACAUGGCCGCCAACGUGCGCUUCGAUCAGCCGGUGAAGAGCGCCGUGCAAUUGAACACCGGGGGCACCCUCAACGUGCUCGAAUUGGCCUGCAGGUUUCCCGAUUUGAAGGUGUUCGUGCACGUCUCGACCUCCUACUGUCAUUGCGACGUCACCGAGCUGGAGGAGAGGCUCUACAGGGCGCCCCAGGAUCCCAGGAAGAUGCUGGACUUGGUGAAAUGGAUGGACGACGAGCUGCUGGAGACUUUGACUCCGACGUUGUUGAAAAACUCGCCGAACAGUUACGCGUAUACCAAGUGCCUCACCGAGCAACUAGUUACUGAGUAUAGUAGUAAAUUAAAUAUAGCCAUAACUCGUCCUUCUAUAGUAACUUGCGUAGCCAAAGAACCUAUUCCUGGAUGGGUGGACAAUCUGAACGGACCAACGGGGAUCAUUGUAGCUGGUGGUAAAGGAAUUUUGAGGACCAUGCUGGCAGAUAUCACGCACAAAGCUGACUAUGUACCAGUCGAUAUGGCUAUAAACAGUAUUUUGACAGUGGCGUGGAAAACCGGCAGCGAGCCCAGGAAAGCCGAGCCUGAAGUCUACCACAUAACAGCCAAUAGGGAUAAUUCGAUAACUUGGGGUGAAGCUUUGGAGAUAGCGAAGAGGCACAUCUUGAAUUACCCGUACAGCGUUUGCCUGUGGUAUCCGGGGGGAAGCCCCAAAACCACUUACUUAAUGCACGUUUUAGCGGCUUUCUUCUUCCACAUCAUUCCGGCGUACGUCGUUGAUUUCCUGCUGCAAUUAACCGGAAACAAACCUUUCUUGGUGAAUCUCCAAAAGAGGCUCCAUCAUGGUCUGAAAGUCUUGCACUAUUACACGACGAGGCCGUGGUUCUUCCACAAUAAAAAAUUCUUCGAGCUCUACGCGUCUCUAACGGACAAAGACAGGGAGAUAUUUUAUUAUAAUGAGGGGCCGUUCGAUCACGAGGAGUACCUGCUCAAUUACGUGCUGGGCGCUAGGAAGUACUGCGUGAAAGAGGGCAUGGAGACGGUACCGUACGCGAGGAAAGUAAUGAGAAGGCUUUAUUACUUGGAUCUCGCGAAGAAUGUCAUCCUCUACGGAUUGAUGUUGUGGUUGUUUUAUUUGUUCGUUACCAAAUUCUUGGACGUUAUUGGAAAUCCUUUGAUAUAG